CGAACUUUCCUUCUCUCUCUUAUUCCUCAUCACUUUCAUCAGCAUCUUCCGCUACAGUCUCUCUUUACCAAUCCAACUACUCACAUUCUUUAGCCCUGGUGGUUAUUCAUUCGUUGUCAACACUUCCAAACUACUUCCAACUCUACGUGUUUUCUUAAACCAACCACCACAUUCAAAAUGAAGUUCUCCGCUGUCCUCGCUGCCCUCUCGGCCUCUGCCGUCAUCGCCGCCCCCGGUGCCGAGUCCUCCCCCAACAACUUCGGUGCCAUCGAGAAGCGCGCCUCCUUCCCCAUCCCCGCCUCCAAGGGAACCGUCACCUACAAGGCCGCUCAGUCCGUCAAGGGAACCUUCGAUGGUGGCAUGAAGACCUACGGCCGUGGCGUCAAGUGCACUGGCCAGGCUGAGGGUGGCGACAAGGACGCCGUCUUCCUCCUCGAGAACGGUGCCACCCUCAAGAACGCCAUCAUCGGUGCCGACCAGAUCGAGGGUGUCCACUGCAAGGGCUCCUGCACCAUCAACAACGUCUGGUGGACCGCCGUCUGCGAGGACGCUCUCUCCCUCAAGGGUGACGGCAACGCCUCCAUCAUUGGCGGUGGUGCCCGCGGCGCCGAGGACAAGGUCAUCCAGCACAACGGUCUCGGCACCGUCACCAUUGACGGAUUCACCGUCGUCGACUUCGGCAAGCUCUACCGCUCCUGCGGUAACUGCAAGACCAUGGGCAAGCGCACCGUCGUUGUUAAGAACGUCAAGGCCUACAACGGCAAGAUGCUCACCGGCAUCAACUCCAACAAGGGUGAUACCUCCACCAUCACCGGCACUUGCGCCACCUCCGUCAAGGAGAUUUGCACCGAGUUCCAGGGCACCACCCCCGGCAACGAGCCCAAGAAGAUUGGCAGUGGCCCGUCCAGCGCCUGCAAGUACUCCACCCUCAAGGCCUGCUAAAUGGCUCGCUCCUGAGCUGUUUGGUAUUCUUGAGUUCCGGUCUUGGUCGCCAACGCAGCUUGCUGUGACGGCGACGGUGCUGCUCUUGCCGCACUCAGUCUCCGAGAGACUGCGAGUGAACUUUGUUUUUGGUUAAAGAACUUAGGAGGGAAGAAACCACCCACAUUUUUCUUUUCUGUGGUGUGUAAGCUGAUGCGCAUCACUUGGCCCCUUGGCCAUUCACUGUAUAUAUGGACAUGGGGAGCAUGUACCUACAAUAUAAUCCUCAUGACUUGACUCAACUACUUUCCCUUCUUCAUCGUGAAUUCCUUAGGCCUUGGUGACUAGUGUAGACUCAACCUCGAUGAAUUCGCUGAUCUC
Messenger RNA from Colletotrichum godetiae, 1302 nucleotides. RefSeq names its product pectate lyase E. Gene Ontology annotation, biological process: pectin catabolic process. Gene Ontology annotation, cellular component: extracellular region. The record is from RefSeq and is a predicted model, not a curated record. NCBI's taxonomy places the organism in Eukaryota, Fungi, Ascomycota, Sordariomycetes, Glomerellales, Glomerellaceae. The coding region runs from base 178 to 942 and encodes 254 amino acids. Gene Ontology annotation, molecular function: pectate lyase activity. The transcript has a single exon.